AUGUCCAUUAUGCCAUUGAGAUUCAUCAAAAUGUUUGGCCAUGACCGGCUCUACAUCAUAUUUCAUCAGCUACUAUUCCUCCUCACAGGUCUAUUUACUACUCUCGGCAUUCAAUGGCUAUUCUACAAAGGAGCAGCAACUGGAGAUAGUUACUUGGUCCAGUUAGCGCAAUACCUUGGAAUGGUAAUGGUUGGACUGUUGAUUCCCUUUAUGGUACGCAACCGUUCUAAAGGUUACUCGAGUGUUCCUGAUGAUGCUGUAAAUGAGGCAGAGGAUAUUCAAAUGAACCCGAUGCAUCCUGAAGAAAGAGAGAAACUCGGACAUGUAGAAGGACCUGUGCCUCAUCGAUCAAUAAUGAAAUUGGCUGUGUUAGAUGUAGUGGCUAACUUUUGCGUAACACUUGGGUUUGCAGUGAUCGGCAGUGGGAUGUACCAAGUGAUCUAUAGCAGUGUUGUGAUCUGGUGUGCGAUUCUGGCUUAUUUUUUUAUGGGUCGUAGUCUUGGUCGUUUACAGUGGUUGGCUAUUCUGGGUGUAAGUGCUGGAUUGGCUAUUUGCUCACUAGGAUCUAGUGAUAACAAGAAGCAAGCCUCUACUGCAAAUACAACCAUAUUGAUGUUUGGUACCUUGAUGACAUUGGGAGGCACAUUUUUCUAUUCAUGCGUAUACGUGUACUCUGAUCAUAUCUUGUCCAAACAUGUUCCACCCCCACUGGCUGCCAGAGUAUGCUGUUAUACUGGGAUGUAUACCAGUGUUCUAUCUCUUGUGUGGGUGGCAAUCUACACCAUUCCGAGAUUCGAUAAGCUUAUCCACAUUGAUCCUACUGUGCCAAUUUGGCAAGUAUUUGGAAUGUAUGUGCUCGUGGUAAUUGCCAAUGGGACACACGCAUGGAAUUAUUAUGAGCUUAUCGAUAGGACGGGAAGUGGGUUGAGAGCAGUUCUGGUGUAUGUUAUUAGCCAUGCUUGGUAUUGCUCCACAGAUUCGGCCCAAUAUAUAACAAAGGCUGCUCAUAACAGCCCAAACUAUUCACCCUACGAUCCUAUUUAUUCUGACGACGAUGAUACAUCUGCCACAGGACGAACCAUGAGUAUGAUGGCAGACGAUGAUACCGAUGCACUAUUCAUGGAUCACAUUUCCACGCCCUGUUCAUACACAUUCCAAGAAGAAAUGGAAGAUAUAGAUGACAGCCGGAUAUCUCGCUACCAAAAUACCUAUUUUAUGGACGGAGGCAACCGGUUUAUCUCUCUUCCAUCGCUUGGCACAACUAGUACAAAGGCAGCGCUUCACAUUUCACGGAUGUUCAGAGAAUGGCUUGAAAACAAAAUAUAUCACCACCCAACCCCCAAAGAAUUUUUGGACACUGAUCGACAAGACUAUCUUCCUAUCAUUGAGGACUCUGUUGAAUUGGUGGCUGAAGACGUUCUUAAUAAGAUAAAAUCGCGUUCAUCUGUCCGUGGACUCAAGGGUCUCUCGCGAGUGCUACUCAAAAUACGAACAGGGCACAUCUACACUUAUCACCAGUUGGAAGAUGGCCAGCCAUUGAUCACCCAAGAUAUGGAAGACUUCUUUCAACAGUUCCCGCUCUUUGUUGAAGUCAUGAUCUAUAUAAUGCCCCACAGACAUCACUCGACCGAAGACUCAUCUACCCAGGUACUCUUGGCAGUCGAAAACAUCACAGUCAAUCCCAAUAGUCCUUAUCGCCUGUUGGAGGAAAUCAAACAACCAAUCUCUUGAACCAAAUGAUCGGCUUCAAUUUAUCAUCGAUUUUUAUAUAUAUUUAUAAUACCUUUCUCUUUUCUGUGAAUAUGAUUGUAUGUACGUGUGUGCAACCACAGCUAUCGAUCAACACCAACACCAAAAAAAAUCAUUUUCAUCUUUUUUGCAUUAUCUUGUUAACCAAGACUUACGAAAACACAAAAGACUCUGGUAUUCUUUUCUUUUUCUUCCCUUUUUCAUUUCUUCUAUCUAUCUAUCUAUCUAUCUAUCUAUCUUUCCUUACCUACCCCCCCUUUUUUUCUCAUAUAAAAAAAAAGCCCAAAAAAAAACCAGAAGAUAUUUUUUUGUAAAUAAUACCAAUAAUACCAAUAAUACCAAUAAUAUAUAUUUAUCAUCGCAUAGCAUCUUAUUCAAUAAAUCAAUAAAGCAAUCAACCAAU
Phycomyces blakesleeanus NRRL 1555(-) is the source of this 2152-nucleotide messenger RNA. RefSeq lists its product as hypothetical. The record is from RefSeq and is a predicted model, not a curated record. Gene Ontology annotation, cellular component: membrane. The transcript has 9 exons. Lineage: Eukaryota; Fungi; Mucoromycota; Mucoromycetes; Mucorales; Phycomycetaceae. The coding region runs from base 1 to 1731 and encodes 576 amino acids.